UUAAAUUUAAUCAAUUCAUCAAAAUAAAUGAUAUGGUUAGAAUUGGUAAAAUUUUAAGGGUCACGUCGUUUGAACAUUUAUAUCAAAAUAUUUUCAUUCUUUUUUGUCUCCGAAUGGGUGCUUCUGAGGGGACACAAGCAGUUGAUAAAGGGAGGCGUGUUCUCCACAAAAAUUAUUCUCAUUUUUUCAUUUUACGUUGAAAUGGCUCCUUUGUUCGGUGUCGUCAAGGAAUUGGAACCGGGAAAGAGCAAGAUCGCAUUGCAAUUGCGCUUGAUAAGAAGUUAUGACAUCUUCAAGUUCAACAACAGAUCUGAAACAUUUUCUCAUGAAUGUGUGUUCCAUGAUAAAGAGGUACUCGCUCAAUACACUAUUUUUUUUAUAUUUUCGAAAAUUUCAAAUAUCAUACUAAAUUUUUUGUUUAUUUUUACAGGGCGAUCGAAUCCAUGCCACAAUUAAUACUUCAUCACUACAGCAAAUUAAGCCACUCAUCACAGAAGGACAUGUUUAUGCAAUCAAGGAUUUUGUUAUCACCAACAACACCAUGAAAUACAAAACCACAGAGUCGCAAUAUAAGCUUUUAUUGUUCAAGCACACAAGAGUUGUAGAACUCGAUGAUGAUACAUUCCCAAAUCACACAUUCAACAUCAAGAAUUUUGGAGAAAUUUCUUCUAUUUCUGACGUCCAGAAUGUGGUCAUGUUUGAUAUCAUGGGAAUCGUAGUUUCAAGUUAUCAGCCAAUAAUCAAAGAUUUCAAUGGACAGCAAACAAAGCUUAUGGAUAUCAUCAUAGAAGAUUUGGAGGGAAAGACUAUGACAUGCACACUUUGGGAACAAUAUGCAGAUAAAAUGCAUGAAUAUCUGUGCACAGAACCAAAAAUGCCAAUAUGCAUCAUAGUACAAUUCUGUCGCCCAUCUAUAUUCAGAGGUGAAGUUUGCAUAUCAAGUUCAUAUCAUGUAUCAAAAAUACUUUUUGAUGAAAACAUUGUUGAAAUCAAGAAGAUGAAGGACAAUUUUAUCAAACUUCACAAGGAAAGAUCAAUCAAUCUCAAGUUAUUGGCAGCACCAACAAUUAAAACAAUUGAAGAUGAAAUAAAUGAAGGCAGUGCAAAAUUCAUGGCUAUUUCAGAGUUGACUGGAAAAAUGAGGUAUAGACUAAGAGUAUAUGUUGCUGACAAUUCUGGAGGUGUUUCUUUAAGCUUAUGGGAUAGGGAGUGCUUACAACUAAUUGGGAAACCUGCUGAAGAAAUAAUAUAUGAUCCAAAUAGCAAUGAGUUGCCAAUUGAGAUAGAUGCUAUCACCAACAAGAAUGCUCUAUUUAAAAUUAAAGUUGAAGAAUCAACGAUUUUUGAUGGAGCAUAUGUUGUGACAAAAAUCAACUGCGAUCCAAAUAUUUUAAAUAAAUAUUGUGGGUCAAUAGUUGAAAGUGAGACCAAGGAAACUCAAUUGAAAGACAAAGAGAUUGGAAACAUUAAGGUUCAAAAUGAUGGUGGGAGUAGCAGCUUUACUGUUUAG
Molecule: messenger RNA, 1510 nt
Organism: Salvia miltiorrhiza (redroot sage)
Lineage: Eukaryota; Viridiplantae; Streptophyta; Magnoliopsida; Lamiales; Lamiaceae
Exons: 9
Coding region: 542-1510 (322 amino acids)
Source: RefSeq, a predicted model, not a curated record